Pseudopipra pipra is the source of this 1982-nucleotide messenger RNA. RefSeq names its product testis expressed 55 (gene TEX55). The transcript is spliced from 5 exons. The record is from RefSeq and is a predicted model, not a curated record. Lineage: Eukaryota; Metazoa; Chordata; Aves; Passeriformes; Pipridae. Bases 434 to 733 code for a protein of 99 amino acids.
CCACACACACACACGCGGCCAGUGACGAGCAGCAAAAGGGCGGCGGGGGCGAAGCGGCCCCUGCCUUGUCCUGCGGACCCGGGGGCAGGUGAGGGAGAGCCCCGGCCCCGGGAAUCGCCUUCUCCCAGGCAGCUAUCACAAGAGCACAACAAUCAUUCAGAAUCCAAAGUGGAAGAAUCUAGCAUACCGUCACCUGCCGAAUCAUCUGAGGACCAGACACCUGUAGUUGAAUCCCCACCAUCACUGGAUGACUUACCUGGGUUUAAAACACCAACUGUCUGUAGUGGAAUUGCCAGUGUCUGCAGACGACCUGAUUAUUGAGAAACUACCAGGUUUUGAGGACCAGUUACCGCUCAUUGAAUAGUCCACAUCCAGGGAAAGCUCACCUGAGAUCAGAUCAUCUGUGGGUGAACUGUCAAGUUUUGAAGUCAAGAUGUACAUGUCUGACUCCACACAGGGUGGUAACACAUCUGAGGCUGUAUCAUCAGCAGCAGAGACUGCGUAUGAAACACCAGAGCCAACGAUAUUUGAAAAUGCCUAUCAAAUGUCCAUCGAUUACGUGGAGAAACAUAACAUUAUGCAGAUAUUUCAGGAGAUCACAGAAAAAUUGGUGUACUCUAAACCUGAUGACCCCUUGCAGUUCAUACUGAUGGAGGUGCAGUCUAUGAUAGAAGCCAGGCAGGCAGAAAUGGAGAGAAUAUCAGAGGAGAACAAAGAUGUGCAAGUGCUCUAAUUUCCUGAUGGAUGGCAAUGUAUUCCCAAAUGACUGUCUCUAUGACUAUGAAGAGAACACCAUAGAAACUUCAUCUAUCUAUUUUUAGCUAAAAGUCUGAUGAUUAGGUUGUGUGAUUCUCUGCAGCACAGCUUGGGCCCAAAAAGUCUGGGAAUAACAGAAGCAAGUAUUUGACAUAUGAAUUCCAUGUCUGAGAAGAGUUUCUUUUUUAUCUAAGGUUCUCAAAAAAAAAAAAAUCAGUAACUCAUUUGUUUCCAGGUUAAAGGUAGGUAAGCACCCAUCAUUCUUAGAGCAGGGAGGUUUUUAAGGUUAUUUUGAGCCUAGGGGUGGCUCAAGAUUCAGAUUCAAUCUUUGUUGGUUUUGUAAGAACAAGCAUUGAGGCCAUGUUGCUGAGAACACAGCUGCACUAGGCAGGGCAUGUCUCAAGGAUGAAGGACCACCGCCUCCCUAAGAUCUUGCUUUAUGGUGAACUUGCCACUGGCUGUCGCAAGAGAGGAGCCCCGAAGAAAAGAUACAAGGACUCCCUGAAACAACAUCUCAGCCUUGGCCAUAUUGAUCACCAUAACUGGUCUACUCUGGCCUCCAGUCGGGAGGCCUGGAGACACACUAUCUUCAACACUGCUGUUUCCUUUGAGAACACACUCAGGAUCACUCUCGAGGAGAAAAGACAACGCAGAAAGAAUCGUGUCUUGCAGAAUAGACCACCUAAGGAGCCUUUCUGAUGUGCCUUUUGCAAUCGGAUAUGUCUAUCUCAUAUUGGCCUCAUUAGCCACCAGCGUGCUUGUAACAAACGUGGGUAGAGCCUUCCUAAAUCUUCGUUCGCGAAGCCUGGCCAUGAGGUGUAGACUUAGGCAUCUAGGUGCUACUGAAGUGGUGAGAUGCUUUUGAAAUCCCUACUUAUCCUUGGCAACUGGAAGAAUCAGACACUGAGAUUGUUUUUCAGCCUGAUAUAUUUUUGAUCAAGAGUUUGUAAGCAGCCCUGUGUAUAUAUGCCCUGUCCUAACGUAUCUCUGUGAAACAGAAAACAUGUGGAAGAUGAAGACAGUGGCUGAAGCCUUCUCAUCUCUAUGGUCAUUUGUCAUCAUGUUGUCCCAGAAGAUGGAGAAGUUGGCAUGUCUUUAAAUUAUGUUGUAGAACAGGAUUAGGGUACAGGAUUGGGUACAGCCUUAGCUGUAUGUUUCCUGCUUUUGUCAUUUGUGUAUUGUAUUUUGUUGUUCUGUUUUACUAAUGAAAAGCUUUUGACUUGUAA